Messenger RNA from Acaromyces ingoldii, 3477 nucleotides. Its product is annotated as Sec1-like protein. Gene Ontology annotation, molecular function: syntaxin binding. The coding region runs from base 472 to 3147 and encodes 891 amino acids. The transcript has 4 exons. Gene Ontology annotation, biological process: vesicle-mediated transport; intracellular protein transport. NCBI's taxonomy places the organism in Eukaryota, Fungi, Basidiomycota, Exobasidiomycetes, Exobasidiales, Cryptobasidiaceae. The record is from RefSeq and is a predicted model, not a curated record. Gene Ontology annotation, cellular component: plasma membrane; secretory granule.
CGGUCACAACCACGACUGCUUCAUCAACAAUUUUCCGCCGUCCAUCCCGUAACCUCGACCAACCUCUUUCGCUCGCUCGACCAGGCGUACCGAGCGAGAUCGACUGUUGCGGCCAGGCGGCGAUUCGGCGGCGGGCGUCUGUGGCGUGGAUCGGCCCGUGUUUCGCCUUACCCCUCAUCCCACCCUUUGUAGCCCCGCAAUCGGUUCGCGCGCCCAACCGUACGUGGCUGUAGGAGUCUGGCGACUCUGGGCGAUAGCAGCGUCGCGAAGCGCGCGGCGGAAGGAGAGGUCCAGCGCUAGAUCAAAAGAAGAGAAAAAGGCAGAGCUGGGCCAUCGCAGGGUGUGCGACGUUUACGACGCCAAGCCAUUCGAGCCAGUAGCGGCCUUUCUAUUCUCCUCGGCCCCCUCUCUCUUCUUCCUCUUCGUCCCUGGUCUUCUCAUCAUACGCCCCGAGCCAUCUUAUAAUCCGACAUGCCGCCUCGAAGCCUCAUCACCGCCGCGCGAGAUCGCUACAUCAAGACGAUCCAAUCAGUGCAGCCACCGACAAGAUGGAAGAUCCUCGUCGUCGACAGCUUCACAAAGACGCUUCUCAACAGCGUCCUUAAGAUGUAUGACAUUCUCCAGCAGAAUGUCUCUGUCGUCGAGAACAUCGAAUUCAACCGGCAACCCCAGCCCACGUUCGAAGCGGCCUAUUUGCUGUGCCCGACGAGCAGCAACGUCGAGCGAAUCAUCCGCGAUCUUGUACCGGAGAAGGGAGCGACACCACAAUACGCUGCUGGUCACGUCUUCUUUGUCGAUGGCCUCUCGGACCAGCUUGUGCAGAGACUCACCUCGUCGCCUGCCGAACCCAAGCUGCGGCAGCUCGUUGAGCUCUACACGAACUUUUGGCCCACGGAAGCACAAGUGUUCCUGCUCAAAACGCCCCAAUCCUUCUUCACCCUCUUCCAACCACCGGGCGGUGCAUUUGGUCCCGAUCCAUCAGAGGCGCUCCACGCCAUCGAUGAGGAGCUACAGUUUGCAACGCAGGCCCUGCUCAACAUCUGCGUCACCCUCAAUGAAUUUCCGCUGAUUCGCUUUUACAACCCGUCGCACCCUCCCUUGGGCCCCCUCGUGCAGCCGCUAGACGCACAGCAGGCUGCCCAGGCGUUUCAGGGCAGUGCGCGCAUGGCCAGACUCCGAGGCGAGUCCGGCGCCGGCUCAUUUGCCAAUUCGCUUUUGGGCGAGCACUUUACCAAGCACCUCGCCUUUAGGCUCUCGGCUGCCUUGGACAAGUACGUGGCCGAAAAUGAGCCAAAGGCGGACCCGGGAAGACCGAGGAGCAUCGCCUUCAUCACUGACCGGUCCAUGGACACUGUCGCGCCCUUUCUCCAUGAGUUCUCCUACCAGGCCAUGUGCCACGAUCUCCUGCCGAUUCACGACGACAAGUACAGCUACUCCUUCUACAAUGCAGAGGGCCAGCGGGAGGACAAGGACGCUGUGCUGAGCGACGAUGACGCCGUCUGGCAGGGUAUCCGGCACAUCCACAUCGCUGAGGCCAUCGAAAAGCUCACGAGAGACUUCAAGGCGCACGCGGGCGAGGCUGGUGCAUUUGGAGGGGCUUCGAGCCUGUCAGACAUGAGAGAUAUGCUGGCAAGCCUGCCACACAUGCAGGAGAUGAAGGACAAGCUGAGCCUCCAUCUCACAAUGGCGCAGGCGUGCAUGAACAAAUUCGAGAAGAGCAAGCUGCCGUCUCAGGCCAUGGUGGAGCAGAAUUGCGCGACAAGGACCACACCAGAGGGUCAGAAGCCAAGGACGCUCGUUGAGGAAAUGGUUCCGCUGCUCGACGCCCAAGACGUCAGCAAUGCCGACAAGGUUCGCAUCAUUGCGCUGUACAUCAUGUAUGCAGAUGGUGUGCCCGAUGAGGAUCGAAAGCGUCUCUUCCAGCAUGCCCGGCUCGGCCUGGGCGAGAUGGAGGCCGUCAACAACCUCGUCCAUCUCGGUGCGCGUGUCGUCAAAGACCCAGCCAACUCGGGUUGGGACGCCUUUUUCAAAAAGGGGAAAAGGAAGCAGGUCUCGGGGGAGAACGAAUACGAGCUGAGCCGCUACCAGCCACUGGUUAAGCUCAUGAUCGAAGAUCACUUUGCCGGUCGUUUGGAUACACAGACUUAUCCGUAUGUCAAAGACGGGCCUCCGGAAAGUGGCGGUGUUGUCAGCGGUGUUGGUUCGGGUGCUUCGGGUCUCGUUUCCUCGGCGUGGGGCGCAGCAGGUGGCGGAAGAGACUCGCCUCUGGCAAGAGUCGGACUAGGCCGCGGCGCAUCCUCGGCUCCUGGGGGAGUUGGGACGCGGCCGCAGCCCAGCAGCUUGCGUAGCGCGAAGCCCACUUGGCACCAGAAGGGAAGGCCAGGCGCUGCGGGAGGAGGUGGUCCGGGGGCCGGGCAGACGGGAGGCUCAUCGAGCUCCAGCAAUGACUAUGGAAGAGGAGACGGCAACCGUCAACGGGUAUUUGUUUUUGUCGCCGGUGGCAUGACGUACAGCGAGGUCAGAAGCGCGUACCAGACGAGUCAGAAGCUCAACAAGGACGUCUACAUCGGAUCGUCGCACGUCUUUACGCCGGAGAGCUUCAUUGGGAGCAUUAAAGCAUUUGGCAAGGCAACAAAUGUCAUGGCCGGUGGAAGAGAUCGAGGAGGCAUCCCGCCUGGAGCUUCCCAUCUCAGGGGGCCGGAGAACGAUGUGAGCGGGUUGAGAACCACCUCGAGAGCCGCUGCAGCACAAACGUCACCCAAGAACAAAUUGUUUCAUCCUUCCAAGGAUCCGGCCUUUGUCGACCCAGUACCCUCUCAGAGUACGUAUGAUCGACGAUUUGACCGACCAGAUGCACCCACGGCCCAAUCGCCUGUCGUUGCCGCGCAUGGACCAUCGUCUUCUUACAAUACUCAUCAUCAACACCACCAUCAACAUCACCACGAGAAUGGAUCAAGGACGGGGGCACCGCCACCAUCAUCUGCCAUACAUGCAGGCAAUUAUGCGCAGCACCAACACCACAUGGACCCGACCAAUGCUAGCAGCGUGCGAACCGGCAGCCCGGCUCCAAGUUCGACAAUGAGCGACGGGGGCGCCAAGGUAAAGGACAAGAAGAAGAUCAAGAACUUCUUCUCGUCUAAGAAAUGAGUGAGAUUGGCCUCCCUGUUUGCCCCCCGCUCUCUUGAGUAAGUCUCACCUCCUGAUGUUCUGCCCUCCUUGCUCGAAUCCGAGUGUGGAGGAUGCUCAACGCGGUCAUGUCGAAGGAAGACUAAAAAUACCUAAUCGGAUCAUGCUCUUGUUCUGUCUUGUGUGAAGAUUCACGGCGUGUAUGCUGAUACCAAUUGCCUACUUCACUGCAUCGCUCUCCUGUGUCACAGGAUCAUCAAGACCAAUGAACGCAAGGAGCUGCACGUCUAGGCUGCUCGGAAGAUUAAUGAUAGGUAGAUUGCUUUUGACGCAGGUCCUUCAUUAGUCUGG